This is a messenger RNA of Strongyloides ratti, 456 nucleotides long. RefSeq names its product D-tyrosyl-tRNA(Tyr) deacylase 1. The coding region runs from base 1 to 456 and encodes 151 amino acids. Gene Ontology annotation, biological process: tRNA metabolic process. Gene Ontology annotation, cellular component: cytoplasm. The record is from RefSeq and is a predicted model, not a curated record. Gene Ontology annotation, molecular function: D-tyrosyl-tRNA(Tyr) deacylase activity. NCBI's taxonomy places the organism in Eukaryota, Metazoa, Nematoda, Chromadorea, Rhabditida, Strongyloididae. The transcript has 2 exons.
AUGAGAGUAAUCAUUCAAAGGGUCACUGAAGCCAGUGUUACUGUUGAUAAAGAAAUUAUAUCUCAAAUUGGUAAAGGAGUUUGUUGUUUUAUUGGUAUUGAAAAAAAUGAUACCGUUGAUGAUGCAACAUAUAUUAAAAACAAGAUAUUAAAUUUAAGACUUUGGACAAAUCCUGAAACAAAAAAACCAUGGGAUAAGAGUGUUAAAGAUAUGGAAUUUGAUAUUCUUUGUGUAUCACAAUUUACACUUCAUGCUGUUGUUAAAGGAAAUAAAUUAGAUUUUCAUAAUGCUAUGGCAACAACUGAUGCUCAGACGAUGUAUUCAAACAUUCUUGAAGAUUUGAAAAAAGAAUAUAAUGCAUCAAAAAUUAAAGAUGGUCUAUUUAGUGCAUAUAUGGAUGUUAAAUUAAUAAAUGAUGGUCCUGUUACGAUAACAAUAGAUAGUAAAAAACGAUAG